AUGCCGGGCCCUGGACCGGGGCUGGGGCUGCUGUCACUGCUGCUGCUGGCACUGGAGUGUAGUGACCGCCACUUCCAGCACCACGUCCAGGGCAUCCUCCUUGGUGCCAGGGCAGUGGGGGCAGAGAUUUGUGGGAAGUCCAUCUUCAAGAAUGGGAGCAGACCUGUAUCCUCUUCCCCUGGGAGCUCUCAGCCUGAUUCUAGACCUUUCCAAGGAAUAGGAGCAUCACCAGCGACACACGUGACCCACCACCCCGUCUCCAAGGAAGAGGUGACCCUGAGGUGCUGGGCCCUGGGCUUCUACCCCGCCGAGAUCUCCCUGACCUGGCAGCGGGGUGGGCAGGACCUGACCCAGGACAUGGAGCUGGUGGAGACCAGGCCUGCAGGGGACGGAACCUUCCAGAAGUGGGCGGCUGUGGCGGUGCCUUCAGGAGAGGAGCAGCAUUACACGUGCCGUGUGCAGCAUGAGGGGCUGCCUGAGCCCCACACCCUGACCUGGGAGCCGCCUCCUCACCCUACCAUCCCUAACAAAGGUGCCAUUACUGCCUCGAUUCUCCUUGUUGCUGUGGUCACUGGAGCUGUGAUUGUUGUGAUAUGGAGGAGGAGAGUGGGGAAGAGGCAGGCACCAUUCUCAAGGGUCUGAUGAGUUUCUCAUGACUUGCCAAGUGUGAUACAGCUGCCUUGUAUGGGACUGAGUUAUGGACGAUUAUUCAGGGCCCUUGUCUUUGAAGACACUUGAUUCUCUUCCUGCAAAGGUUUCUGAAUGGUCUCCACUCGUACUAGCAAUGGGGAGAGCAGCCCAUGCCGGGAGACUAUAGCCACAGUGACUUUCGUUCCCACUCUGACCAGCAGAGCAAGGCUGACAAGUCUGCAUUUUCGGGAGAAAUUCUACACAAUUUUUGGGGAAAAUCAUUUCACAAUUUAGUUAUGAGCAGGGCCUAGUUGUCCUGCCUGUCGGCCGGCUAUGGCACAUGAAGGCAAAGCUCCAUCUUCGCCUCCAGUCACAGCUAAAACCACAGCGGUCCAGCGAGGCUGUCGGACGCUCCGGCCGGGAUCCCACCAGCUGAAGACAUCGAGGGACACGCGAAGUCUUCGGCUGCACGCUUCCUCCCUAUUCGAGGAUUUCGCCCCUGCGGCCCUUGAGUCACCUUUUACAUUUGCUGCUCUGCUCUGCUCUGCACUGCACUCUCUGCCCUGAGUCGUCCACUACACUUGUUUUUUGUGAUGUACUCAGUAAAGGUGUGGCAAGCUCGGGGCUUUCAUCUUUGCUGUCUAGGGCAGCACUGAUCGGGCCAAAGCUCAGCUUCUCUAAGUCUCUUUUCUGUCUGUGUAUUAAUUAGUUGGCCUUGUGUUGUCAUGGCUCACA
This is a messenger RNA of Fukomys damarensis (Damara mole-rat), 1365 nucleotides long. RefSeq names its product putative HLA class I histocompatibility antigen, alpha chain H. Lineage: Eukaryota; Metazoa; Chordata; Mammalia; Rodentia; Bathyergidae. Gene Ontology annotation, molecular function: signaling receptor binding; peptide antigen binding. The transcript is spliced from 6 exons. Bases 1 to 642 code for a protein of 213 amino acids. Gene Ontology annotation, biological process: positive regulation of T cell mediated cytotoxicity; antigen processing and presentation of endogenous peptide antigen via MHC class Ib; immune response. Gene Ontology annotation, cellular component: external side of plasma membrane. The record is from RefSeq and is a predicted model, not a curated record.